AAAAUUCAAACACUUUUUUAAAUCAACAAAGAGUCGAAUUUUAUGUCCUUAUCCUUGAAGUGCAUCUAGAGAUUUAGUUCUUAUCCUUUACCAAGAAAGAUCGGUGUUUUAGGCUAUGGUGCUAUUGGAAGUGCAUUUGUAGAAGUUCUUUUAAAAAACCAUCCAAGUAUAGAAGUGUUCUUUAUUCUUAGAUGCUUAAAUAGUUGCUCUUGAUAAAUAUGAUGCUUUUAAAAGAAAUGAGAAACGUUUUGAAUGCAUAAUAGAAGAAAGAACCAAAGAAAAUAUAGAUGACACACUUUCAAGAAUGGGGUAAUGAAUUCAUUAAAUUAAUAGAUUGGAAAGCGGAGAUAUUUUAGUGGAUUUGUCAACAAACAUUGAAUUCUUAUCCAUUUGGCCAUUAUGUGUAGAGAAAAAGAUCAGAUAUAUGAAUACAGCCUUAGAAUAAUGGGAAGAUAGUGAAGAUGCUAAUUCUUGUCCUAAAGAUAAGGAUGAAGCAUAUAAGUUAACAUUAGGAUACAUUAGGGAUAAGGCUAAGUCAUCUAAGUAUUGGAAUCCAAGAUAUGGAGCUACAAGCAUUUUAGAAAUGGGAUUUAAUCCUGGAGUUAUUUCACAUUGUGUAAAAAGAGGAUUGGAAGAUUGUGCUAAAUAUUACUUAAAACAUAAAGAAAAGGUAAAAGAUGUGAACAAAUAAUUGUUGAAAAAAUAUUUGGAAGCUAGAAAUCAUUCUAAACUAGCCCAGGUGUUGGGUGUUCAUACAAUACAUUGUUCAGAAUAUGAUAAUCAAAUGAUGAAGGAUAUCCCAAAAGAUAGUAAUACUAAAUUCUAUAAUACAUGGUCUUGUAGAGGAUUUCUGACUGAAGGACUUGUACCAAUCUAAGUUGCUAGAGGUAGUCAUGAAGAUCCUGAAAUACAAUCUAUGUUUACUAUUAGAAAUGGAAAGACUAUUGUAUCCACUAAACCUUCAGUAUAGACAUUUGCUAAAAGUUGGCUUCCUAAUUAAGAUAUUACUGGAGUUUUAAUACCUCAUGGUGAAGCUUAUAGUAUCUAAGACUAUUUGGCUGAUCGUGAAACUGGAUAUGCUCCAUCCUAGUAUUAUGUUUAUGAUUACAAUCCUUUGGCCAAAAAAUUUAUAGCAGGUCUUCCAAAGAAUGCUGACAUCAAUAAUACUCAUCCUGAAAUGGAAGUUAUUCACCCUAUCAAUCAUCCUUCAUUAAGAGGAGUUGAUAAAGUAGGUGCCAUGAUUAUUAUGAAUAAUAACAGAGGCUGGUGGACUGGUAGCAUUAUGGAUGAAGUCGAUAGUUCCAUGUUAUUUAAUGGAAGAUUUGGACCCACUGUUUUAUAAGUUGUGGGAGGAGUUUAUGCAGGAUUUUUAUGGAGUUGUAUCAAUCCAAAUAUUGGAUCACAUUUCCCAGAAAGUAUAGAUACUGAUUUUCUUUUGAAUAUUGUAAUCAUUAUUUUUAUCAUAUUAGGGAUAACCAAUGAUGGGCAGAUUUCUUUCAGUUAAUGUGGACUUGACCAAAACAUCCAUUAAAGAUUGUUAUAAGUUGCAGAACUUCAUUUGUGACAAGCAGUGAUUAUUUAAUAUAUAUUAUUCAAUUAUAAAUUUAU
Molecule: messenger RNA, 1608 nt
Organism: Paramecium sonneborni
Lineage: Eukaryota; Ciliophora; Oligohymenophorea; Peniculida; Parameciidae
Source: the annotation of a GenBank genome assembly